UCGCAGAUUAAAUUUCCUCAAUCCUCCUCGGUCACAAUAUUUUACAACAUGUUUCUCAAGACGGUGUUUUUCGUAUUGUCGGUUAAUUAUGUGGCGGUCACCUUUGCGCAGAGCAACGGAACCCGGAGUAUGUUUGAUCUGAAAUCGGACGAUCCCACGAUAUCCUUCGUUCGGCCAGAAAGUUCGGCCAGCGCAUCCACUCUUCAAGAUGACCGCUUCCCGAAACGCCAGUUCAACAUCGGGGGGACCGCUCCUUUUAUCUCCCCUCUCAGCGUGAACCCUCAGCUGAAUCAGCUGAAUCCUCAGCUGCUUGCACCAGUGAAUCCAGUCUCUCCGGCAGUAGCGCCAUUGAGCUUGAGUAACGCGAUUGGCUACACCACCAGCCCAUUCACUCUCUACUCCGCCCCCGGCUUCGAGAAGCCCAACUGCCUGGGCAACCCAGCGGGAAUGUACGGCAGCCCGACGUACAACUGCCAAGUGUACUACAUCUGCCAGACUGAUGGCCGACUGGACGCGAUGCCGUGCGCGGCAGGUACCAAGUUCAACAACUAUCUGGGCGUGUGCGAUUGGCCCGAAAAGGUGGAUGCCAAUUGUAAUCCGCUCUUCACGGAUGUGUACAACAGCAAUUCGCUGUAUCAAACGCCGCUCCUCUCCAGUCAGUAUCAGACAUUAUCGGCGCCCUACAGAUUGCAAGAUUAUUACCCAUACAAUUCUCUCUCGGGAGCAUCAUUCUACCAAACUCCUCGGUAUUCUCCGGGAUACAGACGAUACUAAGCAAUAACUAUUUGUUCUUCUGUGACAGUCAGUCUAACAUUCACAAACUUCUUCACAAACUGUGUUUGCUAUGCGUUACGUAGUAUUUUUUUACUUGGAUAUGAUUUUAUAACUCGGGACAAAAUCUUUUACAAUCCUCUGUCUCUGCGAUGG
This is a messenger RNA of Paramacrobiotus metropolitanus, 927 nucleotides long. RefSeq lists its product as uncharacterized. Gene Ontology annotation, cellular component: extracellular region. NCBI's taxonomy places the organism in Eukaryota, Metazoa, Tardigrada, Eutardigrada, Parachela, Macrobiotidae. The transcript has 4 exons. Gene Ontology annotation, molecular function: chitin binding. The coding region runs from base 49 to 774 and encodes 241 amino acids. The record is from RefSeq and is a predicted model, not a curated record.